Molecule: messenger RNA, 1809 nt
Organism: Acytostelium subglobosum LB1
Lineage: Eukaryota; Evosea; Eumycetozoa; Acytosteliales; Acytosteliaceae
Exons: 3
Coding region: 1-1809 (602 amino acids)
Source: RefSeq, a predicted model, not a curated record
AUGGAUAAGGCCAUUGCCAAACGACAUUGGUCAUACUUGGUGCUCACACCAUUGCGCAUCACAGAGGAUCACCAGCGAAUCGAUCAAUUGUUUGAGGAAUACGUCAGAUUGAUGUUUAGCUAUAUUGACAUACAUUGUUGCUAUGACAACAUUGUUGAGGCCUUUGGUGUGGAAAGACAGCAUAUCAUCGAUGAACAGAUCAAUCAAUGGUUAUUCUCGCCAUUAAUCUACCUAAGUGACAAACUCUUGUAUCUCUCAUCCAUUCCAAACAAACUUCAUACGGAUGGUGGACUGCCAAUCCAUCUUUUAUCUCAUAAGCAGUCACUCUUUGAGUUACUUAUCUCAAACGACAUGACAGACCAGGACUAUACAAACAAUUCUAAAUCAUUCACCUAUAUUCUGGAACAGUUGGGCGACAUUAUCGAGGAGGAUGACAAUCAACAACGGAUGAUUAAUUGCCUGACCAAACAAAAAAGGAUCGACCAUGCAUAUGAACUAUUCCAUAUAUACAUUCGAUCAAUGCACUCCUGCUUCAAUGAUUGUUUCAAGAAUCUAGGAACACAAAACAAGAAUAUACUCAUCAAGUCACUUGGUCUGGAAUAUCCAAAGGGACAUGGUUGGUUGCUAUUGGAUGGAAUUGCACAUUGCUUACAGAUGUUCUCGGAACAAGAGGACAGCUCAGAUGAGUUGGUACAACAGAUGAUUGACAGUCUGAGCAGCUGCAUUGAACAAGUGCAACCAAAUGAUAAUGAUGGUCUUGUGGACACUAUCAGAGGCGCCAUUACACUGUUCGAGCUAUCACAUCAACGAUUGAUCAUAUUUUUUGAGUUGGCCAUGGCAUUCACCAUUCAACAUUCAAAAGGUCUGUGCUACGACCUCAACAUGGAGCUGAUCAGUCGAUACCCAACAGAGAUCAAGAGGUACAUUGAUAAGCAUUGGUGCACAUCAACACAACAAUGGGAGACCAAACAUCAUUUGGACGUAUCAAACAUCCAUUUCUUUGGACUUUGCAAUCGGAUUGGUAUUCUGGACGAUCAACCGCAGUUGAUCAAUCACAUCAUUGAUAGAAACUCCCUAGAUUCUAAACAGAUGAUUGAGUUUAUCAACUCAAACGCCAACAAUAGCUCAACUAUGUGGAUAACACUGGUGGACAAUUUGAUGGGCGAGCGGGACCCAGAAGGAAUGUAUUACAACAUGUCAUAUUUGAAAGAGUUGCUGUCCAACACUAAACAACUGCCCAAGUUGCACCCUGCCGCAGCAUACCAAUAUCUUAAGUAUAUGUGCUGGCAACAGGUGAUUCCCAACUCUGAAGAGACCUAUCACAUGAUAAAACAACAUAUAAUGGAUCGAGUGGAUAUUGAGCAUCCAGAGCUCAUCAACCAGCAUCAACGAUUUAAACAAUACAAGCACAACUCAAUCGCUAAGGAGAACAGGAUAAACAAUGGUAUUCCGAAAUGGAGGAUUGAUCCUGACCAUGAGGUUCUGGACCAAGAGUCAUGGACGAGCACCAUCCCAGCACUGCCACCUCUGCUCAUCACACAUGUUGUCCAGUUGUUGGCACUGGAUGAUCUUCACACGCACUUUGAAUGGAUGGUGAGGCUGUCGUGCGUGUCCAAGCAAUUCCAUCGAUCAGUGAGCACAGUCCUAUCAAACAACACAAUCACAUCAAUGUCCAUCCGCUCGAUGAUCAAAGACAUUGGGUCAGAGUUCUGUCUCCUGCGCAAUCCGCCACUUCACAUUGAUAUCUCCCAGAUGCACUUCAUCCCAGUGGCAUUCAUGCCAACCUGUUUGGAGCGACUUGAUUCAUGA